Rodentolepis nana is the source of this 1170-nucleotide messenger RNA. Lineage: Eukaryota; Metazoa; Platyhelminthes; Cestoda; Cyclophyllidea; Hymenolepididae. The record is from the annotation of a GenBank genome assembly.
AUGGAAACUGAUGAUCCGGUCGGUGGUAUCUUCUCCCAAGGUCUAGGAGUUAAAUGUGCUCAAGGUGUCGCAAAGGAUCUCUACCAAUGUGUUGGACGCAUUGUCGUUCCUGGAAUGAUUCUUUUUGUUCAAACCAGCUCCAACUCAGUUCGAUGGAACUUGGGAUCCGGAAUCGUACAAAUUCCCUCAAAGGAUACUGCUUCAGAAAAAACCAUCUAUAUGGUUAUACAAAAACUUAAAAAUACGCUAACCAAUCCCGGUCUACUUACAAAAUCCGCAUAUGCUAUUGGUCCACGCAAAUGCGCCGUAUUAGCGCUCGCGUUCACUGCUUUCGUGAAUUGUUUUUCCAUUACUGUCUAUUUGUUGAAGUCGAGUUACUUUGUCUUGUGUCUCUGUCUCCGGGGUUUAUUUAACUAUUUACUCUUUCAUUUCAUUCAGUUUGGCAUUCUUCGCCACACUUCCCCAAAGGACAUCAAGCAGGAAGAAAAAGAAUCUAGCUUAAAAUCCACCCAUUCUUCACCCCCGACUCAUCGUGCCUGGAUCGACGCCCUCCCUCUCUCCUCAGGCAGCGGUCUCACCAAGGUAGCCCCAGCUCUUCUGAGCAACACUCUUCAGUCCUUCCAUACCUCCCAGUUUUGUGUUGGCGACAGGGUUUUGGGUGUGGUCAAAAAGAAGAAUGGAGAUACCUUUUAUUUGGACAUUGGAUGUGCUUCUCCUGCGGCUCUCAACUGUCUCACAGGUUUUGAAGGAGCAUCGAAAAAAAAUCGACCGGAUAUUAGGCUUAAGGAUGUCAUUUUUGCGGCGAUUGCUCAAGCUGAUCCUGAUAUGGAGAUUGAGCUAACGUGCAUGAACGAGGCGGGCAAGGCCUCUGGCAUGGGAAUUCUUGGUCGACAUGAGCCAGGUUCAGUUGGCAACGCGGGGGGAAUGAAUCAGGGCGUGAUGAUUGGCUGCUCUUUACAACUUUGUCGACGACUUAGUGACACUGCCAACUUUCCACUAAUCGAGAAACUCAGCAAGCGCUUUGCAUUUGAGAUUUGCGUGGGUUGUAACGGAAGAAUUUGGCUGACAGCACGUUCAGCUCGUGAGACAAUGCUUUUGGCCAAUACUCUUGCGCUGGCCGACUAUGUCGCCCCGGAGGUUGCUCUUCAAUUUGCAGAAGAUAUUUUCUGA